AUGGCCGCCGCGGCGGAGCUUGGGGGGAUGGAGGUGGCCGGACCUCGGGACUUCCUUCCCCGAGGCUCUGGAAUUGUCACUCGGCGGCCCCUCAUCCUGCAGCUCAUCUUCUCCAAGACAGAAUAUGCUGAGUUUUUGCACUGCAAAUCCAAAAAGUUCACAGAUUUUGACGAGGUGCGGCAGGAGAUCGAAGCAGAAACCGACAGGGUGACGGGAACGAACAAAGGCAUCUCUCCCGUCCCCAUCAACCUCCGCGUCUAUUCGCCGCAUGUGUUGAACCUGACUCUGAUCGACCUCCCGGGUAUCACCAAAGUGCCGGUGGGGGACCAACCGCAGGACAUCGAGUACCAGAUCAAAGACAUGAUCCUGCAGUUCAUCAGCAGGGAGAGCAGCUUGAUCCUCGCUGUCACGCCGGCGAACAUGGACCUGGCCAACUCGGACGCGCUCAAGAUGGCAAAAGAAGUCGAUCCUCAAGGCUUGCGGACGAUUGUAGUCAUCACCAAGCUGGAUCUGAUGGAUGAAGGCACGGAUGCCAGAGACGUGCUGGAGAACAAGCUGCUUCCUUUACGAAGAGGCUACAUCGGCGUCGUUAACCGAAGCCAGAAGGACAUCGACGGUAAGAAGGACAUCAGGGCAGCGCUGGCAGCCGAGCGGAAGUUCUUCCUUUCUCACCCGGCUUACCGGCACAUGGCCGACCGCAUGGGCACCCCGCAUUUGCAGAAGGUCCUUAACCAGCAACUGACCAACCACAUUCGGGAGACGCUGCCGUCUCUGCGCAGCAAACUUCAGAGUCAGCUGCUCUCCCUGGAGAAGGAGGUUGAGGAGUACAAAAACUUCCGCCCCGAUGACCCCACGCGAAAAACCAAAGCUCUGUUACAAAUGGUCCAGCAGUUCGGUGUGGACUUUGAGAAGCGGAUCGAAGGUUCAGGAGACCAGGUGGACACACUCGAACUCUCCGGGGGUGCCAGAAUCAAUCGCAUUUUCCACGAGAGAUUUCCUUUUGAGCUAGUGAAGAUGGAGUUUGACGAGAAGGACUUGAGGCGAGAAAUAAGCUAUGCAAUUAAAAACAUCCACGGUGUGAGGACGGGGCUCUUCACCCCAGACUUGGCAUUCGAGGCCAUUGUGAAAAAGCAGGUGGUGAAGCUGAAAGAGCCUUGUCUGAAGUGUGUCGACCUCGUUAUUCAGGAGUUAAUCAAUACAGUUAGACAGUGUACCAGUAAGCUUGGUUCCUACCCCAGGUUACGAGAGGAGACGGAGAGGAUCGUUACCACUCACAUCAGGGAACGGGAAGGCAAAACGAAGGACCAGAUCCUCCUGCUGAUCGACAUUGAGCUCUCUUACAUCAACACUAACCACGAAGACUUCAUUGGAUUUGCCAACUGUUACACUGAGCAGCACAUGACGACAGGCGCGCAGCAAAGGAACACCCAGACGAACAAGAAAAGAGCCAUCCCGAACCAGGGUGAGAUACUGGUGAUCCGCAGAGGCUGGCUGACCAUCAACAACAUCAGCAUCAUGAAGGGAGGCUCUAAGGAGUACUGGUUUGUGCUGACGGCCGAGUCGUUGUCCUGGUACAAGGACGAGGAGGAGAAGGAGAAGAAAUACAUGUUGCCUUUGGAUAAUUUGAAAAUCAGGGACGUGGAGAAGGGAUUUAUGUCUAACAAGCACGUCUUUGCCAUCUUCAACACAGAGCAAAGGAACGUGUACAAAGACCUCCGUCAGAUUGAGCUGGCCUGCGACUCCCAAGAAGACGUGGACAGCUGGAAGGCCUCCUUCCUCCGAGCGGGAGUUUACCCAGAGAAAGACCAAACUGAGAACGAGGACGGCGCCCAGGAGAACACCUUCUCCAUGGACCCUCAGCUGGAGCGCCAGGUGGAAACCAUCCGCAACCUUGUCGACUCCUACGUCGGCAUCAUCAACAAGUCCAUCCGGGACCUCAUGCCAAAGACGAUAAUGCACCUCAUGAUAAACAAUACCAAGGAUUUCAUCCACUCGGAGCUGCUGGCCUACCUGUACUCCUCUGCCGACCAGAACAGCCUGAUGGAGGAGUCGGCCGACCAGGCGCAGAGGAGGGACGACAUGCUGCGCAUGUACCAUGCCCUGAAAGAGGCCUUGAACAUCAUCGGGGAUAUCAGCAGCAGCACCGUCUCCACGCCAGUUCCCCCGCCCGUGGACGACACGUGGCUGCAGACGAGCAGCGGGCACAG
Messenger RNA from Pygoscelis adeliae (Adelie penguin), 2207 nucleotides. It is a transcript of the gene DNM2, whose product is annotated as dynamin 2. NCBI's taxonomy places the organism in Eukaryota, Metazoa, Chordata, Aves, Sphenisciformes, Spheniscidae. Gene Ontology annotation, molecular function: GTPase activity; microtubule binding; GTP binding. Gene Ontology annotation, cellular component: cytoplasm; microtubule; membrane. The annotation marks the transcript as partial. The record is from RefSeq and is a predicted model, not a curated record. The transcript has 20 exons.